UGCUUGUGUUACCUUGUUUCCGUCCGCAUCCGGUUUCCUGACUCAAUGAAAAUACGGCAGCACUGAGACGAGAAAACCUUGUUUUUAAUCACUAGUUUGCCCACGAUGGCUGUGGCCAUGAGUUCGACGUGUCCAGGCCUGUACUGUGGCAGGAUGAUGGUGAACGGAUCAGUGGAGGGAGACUGUGGUGUCUGUCCUCGUGGAGAGCGGACCAACCUCCAGAAGGUGUGUGAGCGCUGCACCGAGUCCCCUGAGCUCUACGACUGGCUCUAUCUGGGCUUCAUGGCCAUGUUACCACUAGUGCUGCACUGGUUCUUCAUCGAGUGGUACUCUGGAAAGAAGAGUUCCAGUGCUCUGCUGCAGCACAUCACAGCCAUGCUGGAGUGCAGCGUGUCAGCCGUGGUCACCCUGCUGGUCACAGAGCCGGUGGGGAUGCUCAGUAUCCGUUCCUGUCGAGUCCAGAUGCUGUCCGACUGGUACACAAUGCUGUACAACCCCAGUCCAGACUACAUCAACACAUUACACUGCACCCAGGAGGCCGUCUAUCCACUCUACACCAUUGUGUUGAUCUACUAUGCAUUCUGCUUGGUGCUCAUGAUGCUGCUGCGCCCUCUGUUGGUGAAGAAGAUAGCAUGCGGCCUGGGCAAAUCUGACCGCUUCAAGAGCAUCUACGCUGCGCUGUACUUCUUCCCCAUCCUCACUGUGCUGCAGGCUGUGGGAGGAGGGCUGCUAUACUAUGCCUUUCCUUACAUCAUACUGGUCCUGUCUCUGGUCACACUGGCUGUUUACAUGUCUGCCUCUGAGAUACAGUCAUUUAAGAACCUGGUCGCUAAGAAGAAGCGUCUGGUCGUCCUGUUCAGCCACUGGCUGCUCCACGCGUACGGCAUCAUCUCUAUCUCCCGACUGGACAAGCUGGAGCAGGACCUGCCGCUGUUGGCCCUCGUGCCUGGGCCCGCCCUGUUCUACAUAGCGACAGCCAAGUUCACGGAGCCCAGCCGCAUCCUGUCAGAGGGCGGCAACGGACACUGAGCUCCUCCACUGACAAAUCCAACAUGUGGAACAUUCACUAAACAGCUACAAUCAGACCCGUCAGCUUCUUGCAGUAAACCAUCAGUAGACUGACCACACAGUGACAACAUCAUAGGGUGUUCUGCAUGGCUCGGCGUGUUAUUCCACUUUGGGAAGGAACUUCAUGAUCAAGAUCAACUGCAAAUGCUGUGCAAGUACAUUAACAGUUCAAGUCAGACAGUAAGUGAUAAAUACUAUUCCAUUCAUGGUUUGUAAACAGGACCGAUGGGUCAGUUUAGCAUACAGACCUUCCUGAGAGAGUAUGACGUCAUGGAAACUAGCUCUUCGCUCUUUGUUUGCACAGUCCAAGUUGAGAACUGCUCACAUAAUUGUUUCAAUAGUUCAUGUUAGUGUGGAUGCAGCUACUGUUUCCGUACAAUCUAAGGAGAUGAAGCUAGCCUUCGUUUUUUCAUUCAUUCUGCCACAGCCCAUAAAAAUAAUGCUAAAUGUCUUUAAACGAUCCCUUCAGUUUGACCAAGAGUUCAAAACCCACAGGAUUCAGUUUCCACUGACGCUAAACAGACCAGGCCUUCUGUCCACUUAAUGAUAAACAUGAGGUUGAAGCAGCUAACAAGAUGCUCUGUUUCUUGAUCUACAUCAGGAUAGCAGCUGGAAAUGACUUCAGCUGGAUGAUUUGUACAAAUCUUUACAUUUUAAAAGUUUCAUCGAAUUUCUUUUCUUUUUUUUAUUUUAAUACUCAGUGACAUGUUUGUAUUUUUCCUGUGUUGUACAAAGAGAUAAGAGGAGAGCCCGGAUAGGAAAUAAGACAUAACCUUUUUACGAUGCGGGCAGAAUAUCUUUUCAUCCAGAUGGUUAGAGGAGUUUUGCUGUAGUCGGUGGUACAGCUGUGGAUUUCUCUUUCCCACUAACACAUAUAAUAAUAUAUGAGUCACAAGUUGGGUUAUAGGUGAGAGGAAUCCUGCUGAGAGUUGAAGCUGCUGAUGUACUGUAUAUGUAUAUUGUUGUAAAUAAAUGUAUGUUUGUAAAUAGUAGUGUAUUUGGUAUCAGUAAAAUUUGCGACAUGCACUCAAGCUUAAAUUACAAAUGAAUGUUUCACUAUAUUUAAAGUUCAGUUUAACUCUUGGCUCGCGCUGUCAUUGAAUCUGCAGUGAACCUUGUCCGUGUGAGCUCAGACCUCACGCAUGUGAGUCACCUUAACAAGUCUCUUGGACAUAUACAGGAUGUGCUGUCCGAGUCGACACAGGGUCUCCUGAAUGCAGAGAUGUUGAUCACGUCUGCUCCAUCAGUCCGUGUUCCAGAGUUGAGGAGUUGCAGUCAGCUAAGUCAACCAGAGAACUCUUGAAACACUUUUUUUUUUUUUUGCUUUUGCUUGUAUAAAUCCAGUCUGUUUCGUGGGUUUUCGGCACUUUCUGUUAUGGAAUGUAUUUCAUGGUUUGUAGAGUAUUUCAUUUCUCAUGUGAAGCAUAUUGCAGGACAUGUAAUGCACUGUAAAUCAGUGAGAUGAUAUUUAUUCUGAACCUGCCUUCCUCCCAUUUACCCACAUCCCUCCUUCUCUUCCUUAUUUUCUUUGCCUCUCUUAUGAAUUCUUGAACUUUUGGAUCAAAAGGCAAUAUUUAAGAAAUAGUCUGACAGAAUGUGUUCGUGACUAUUUCUUGUUUUCGUUGUGACUGUGUUAUGAGUCUGUUCCAAAUAUAACUGCAAGAAAUAAAGAACCUUUUCUUGCCAUGUGA
This is a messenger RNA of Chelmon rostratus (copperband butterflyfish), 2759 nucleotides long. It is a transcript of the gene jkamp, whose product is annotated as jnk1/mapk8 associated membrane protein. Bases 106 to 1029 code for a protein of 307 amino acids. Gene Ontology annotation, biological process: response to unfolded protein. Gene Ontology annotation, cellular component: membrane. The record is from RefSeq and is a predicted model, not a curated record. NCBI's taxonomy places the organism in Eukaryota, Metazoa, Chordata, Actinopteri, Chaetodontiformes, Chaetodontidae. Gene Ontology annotation, molecular function: ubiquitin protein ligase binding. The transcript has 7 exons.